This is a messenger RNA of Ailuropoda melanoleuca (giant panda), 4239 nucleotides long. It is a transcript of the gene SMIM8, whose product is annotated as small integral membrane protein 8. The record is from RefSeq and is a predicted model, not a curated record. Bases 638 to 931 code for a protein of 97 amino acids. The transcript is spliced from 3 exons. Lineage: Eukaryota; Metazoa; Chordata; Mammalia; Carnivora; Ursidae.
ACGAAGGCGGCUGAGAGGACGGUUAGGGGAGGUGACCUCGCUCGCGGCAGGUGAGCGGUGGCGGCUGACGUGGGGGAACAGGGCGGCUUCCCCACCACGCUCUGGUCUCUGGCUUUGGCUCGGCGGCCGAACUGCGGGCCUCGCUCCCAGGGGCGUCGGACCUGACGGCGUUCUCCCGAGCUCCCCGAAUCGUCGCCACUCCGUGGGCGCUCUGAACCGUCUUUAGGAUCCCUGGUCCCACAGGGCCCAUUUCCAGCCCCUCGCGUGCCCGAAUCCCGACACUGGUCAGGGACACAGGCAUCCUCCCAUUUUCUGGGCGGUUUCCCAGCAAACUCCUAUUUAGAGGGCAGAGCUGUUGGAAUUGUUUUCACAUGAAGUGUCUCCUUCCUUCAGUAACUGUGUGAAAAGCCACGUGUUCCCCUUGCAGCGCAGUGUCUGGAACUUCACUGGAUUCAGUUUCUUUUUCUGGAGGCUUCAAAUGCAUCUGUCGGAGUAAUAGCCGGCUAUCGUGUGGGUACCACAGUAUGGGGAGGGGAGUAGACCUCGGUGAUACUUUCCAGCCUCAGACUGUAACAGCCAUUGUGAAAACCUUUCUCCCUUACUCGGGUACGGUAAUAAAUCAUCAUUAGUCAAGAAGAUGUCUUCGGCACCUGAGUCUCCUGGCUUUAAAAAGGAACCACCCAAAGAGAAAGACUUCCGAAACCCAGGACUCAGAGGGGCCCGCACAACAACCUUAUUUCGAGCUGUGAAUCCAGAGCUCUUCAUAAAACCUAACAAACCUGUAAUGGCUUUUGGAUUGAUAACCCUUUCGCUUUGCGUGGCUUAUAUUGGUUAUCUACACGCGACACAAGAGAACACAAAAGACCUAUACGAAGCUAUUGACAGUGAGGGACAUAGUUACAUGAGGAGGAGGACAUCUAAAUGGGAUUAAUAGUGCUGGAUACCACAGAUGGAGCUUUGUAAAGGGCUCUGAAAUCUUCGAAGGAAAGACUAUCAGUGCAUAGUAUCAGCUUCUUGUUCUGGAACGUGUUGAUGAGGAAAGAAGGUAGCAGUUGCAGCCAGGCCUUGAGGCUGCAGUCCUUUACCUCAUUCUUCUCCACAGCAGGAGCUUCUCAAUAUUGUUCUUUUAUUAAGUCCUUGUAUCAAAGUGCUAGGAGAAUGGAUAUCAUUUUAAUUAUUAAGUUCUAUAUAAUAAAAGUACCCAGUGCUGUUAAAUUUGCAGGGUGUUUUUAAUAUUUUAGGGUGAAUUGUGCAUUUGCAACUGUUGUGAGGGUUUUGUUUUGUUUUGCUAUUUGCAAAGGCAAUGUUCGUUUUCUUCCUGGCAUAGAACCUGUAUUUAUGGGGAAAAAAAAGAAAGAAAAAAUUGUUAAUUAUUAUAAAACCUGCAGUCAACAUUCAAGACAGAUAAUUUUUACAGAAUCACAUAUGGCUCACAUAUUUUGGCACUCCAUUUCAGCUAUUUUCGGUCCAGAAUUUUAUUUCCUUUGAAAAGGUAGUCCCACUCAACUACUAACAUGAACAAAUGAGAGAAUAACCCAAUGCAAUUGGAGUUUUUCUUUGAAAAAGAAAGUAUAUUAUAUUGAGGUAUGAUGUUUUUAUUUGAUUACAGCCAAAUGUUAUCUAUUUUAGUUUUUGUAAAUUAAUAUAAACAUAAAACCAAAUUUUCUUAUGGUUAUUUUAAAACUAGAACUAUUCAACACAUAAGAAAAGAAGGUCUUCUUACUCUCCUGGGUUUACCUUGUAUAAUUUAGAUUUUUCUGACGAGGGUUCUGGACAUGUUUCAUUUGUAGAUUUUUACCCUAUUUUUCAAAUCCCUGUAAUUGGGGCUCAGUAAUAAAUCUCACCUAUGAAAGUAACAAUAACGACAUUCGCAGAGUUUAUCAUAAUAGUAUGAGCUUUUAAUUUCCAGUACUUUAUUGUGGUUUUGUAAGAUGUGAAAAUGCAAUUAUGUCUUGUUUGUGGAUAUUAAAGAGCUUAACUAAUUGAUUUCUCUAUAUGCAACUAAAUCAAAUCUUUAUUCCUGAGCCCUAAAUAUUUCUUUGCUACGUCUCUCUAUAUAGUACACUUCAUCAGUUUAAAAUGCACUUAAAUGGUAUAAAAUGCCUUUUAAUUUAAAGUAUUAUCUUUUGCUUUGGGUUUCCCAGGGUACUUUGGCUGUUAAACUAGAAUUGUUUUAUUUUCAACUUACGCAUUUAAUGUCACACUGUCAUCUUUUAGAAUUAGUCUAUUAUUCAACAAAAUAAGUUGAUAUUUGGGGUGGGGAGAUAGUAGUUCGGUGAACUAUCCAGAGACCAUCGAAGCACAGAAGGGCAAUGGGAAAUGCACAAAGCAGCCUUAAGUCAUGUGACAUCUGUAUUCACAUGUGUCAUUUCUGCUAUAUACACUCAGAUCAGCUCUUCCAAUCAAAGUUGUUUGUCUUUCAGGGGUGUCUAUUUGGCAUGAGAAGAAUAUGGGUUGAAACCUAGCUUCUCCACUGACCAGUUGUGUGCCUUAGACAGUACACUUAGCCUUUCAGUCUGUUUCCUUAUAGGAAUGUUAUGGAUCCGACAUUAAUAGGAUUGUGUUGUUGCUUUUGGUUAUUGGAAAAUAACCGUAAGAAAAUUUGAUUUUGUGUUUAUAAUAUCAUUGUAACAUUAAUUUACAAAAACUAAAAUAGAUAACAUUUGUUGUAAUCAAAAACAUCAUACCUCAGUAUAAUAUACCUUUGUUUUUUCCAAAGAAAAACUCGAGUUGCGUUGGGUUAUUCUCUCAUAGAUAAUCCCUAUCUUGCAGGUUGGUUAUGAGGCUAUAAUGAAAUAUUUGUUGACACCUGUGCAGUAGAUUCAGUAAGGUGCACAGCUGUGAAAAAUAAUGGGAGGGAACAAUCACGUUGAAUUUUAGGAUCAAGUAACCUAACUAUGAUACUUUUUACAGGGUGGUUACAAGUGACAGCACAGGCUUUGUGUGCAGAGUGUGAAAGGCUGCCUGGCUGUGUGUUGAUGUUCUCAUUCAUUCUCUAAGGGAAAAUGCCACUUUGACAAAGUCUGAGAAGGGAAUGGUCUGGGCAUGAGAUGUAUAGCAUUUUGGAGUCAGGGUUCAAGUGGUUAAAGGAAGGUCUUUCAGUGUGGGAAUCUGGUUGAGAUUAGGCAAACUCAGUUAGGCCUUGAAGCAAGUCUCGGUAAGUAAACCAUUAAUAAGCAGUAGGUGACCUUUUUUGCCCAGGGAAGUAAUCUGUUCUGAUAGAAGAGCUGUUCGCCCAGAGGAACAAGCUGGUCCGUUGAUACAUUGAUUUUCAAGAAUUUCCUGAAUAAACAGUGAAGUUAUUUAUUGAUUUGUAGCCUUAUCCUCCAUAGGGUGACCAAUCUUUCCUACUUUUUCAGGCGUGGAGGUGGUUCUUGGGAUGCAGGAAUUUCCAUUUUUAAAUAAGGACAAUAAAUUACUUAACUAUGUGUUUUAAAAAACCAGGCUUUAAAAAAAUCUGACUGAAGGAGUGCUGACUAAAGGAAAGUAAUUUUUCCUUUAAGAUAACUGUGAUGUUUCCCAGUUUUAUUGCCAUGACACCAAAACAUCACAUUUGUAGAUAACCUGAGAAAAGAUUAAGUUCUCUCCUUUGCUGGCCUGAAAGAGAUCAGUUGUUGAAAUAAACCAUUUAAAAGAAAGUGUGGGAAGGAAGGAAGGAAGGAAGGAAGGAAGGAAGGAAGGAAGGAAGGAAGGAAAGAAGGGAAGGAGGGAGAGAAGGAAAGGAAGGGAAAGGAAGGGGAGAGGAAGAAGGAGGAAGGGAAGGAAGGGGAGAAAAGAAAAGAACAGAGACAAGAAAGUGGCUGAAUAAUGAUUCCCCUGCUCCCCCCCCAAAAGAUGUUCAGAUCCUAAUUCCUAGAACCUGUGAAUAUGUUACCUUAUAUGGCAGAAGGGACUUUGCAGAUAUGAUCAAGUUAGGGAUUUUGAGAUGAGGAAAUUAUCCUUUACUAUCCAUAUGGGCUUGAUGAUACAGUCACAGAGAUCCUUGUAAGAAGGAGGCUGAGGAUCAGAGGAAGGAGCAAUGUCACCAUGCACACGGGCUAGAAAAGACUACGUGAUGUGAGACUAUGAGCCAAGGAAUUUGGUGGCCUCUAGAAGGUGAGAAAGGCAAGGAAAGACUCUCCCCUAAAUCCUCCAGAAGGAACCAGCCCUGAUAACAACUUAAUUUCAGCCUUGUAAGACUCACUUUGGAUUUCUGACCUCCAGAACUGCAAGAAAAUAAAUCUGUGUUGUUUUAAAUCA